UUCAUAGGCGCCCACCGAUUUGCCACCCACUUGCAGCGCAUUGCACAUUGUUUUGGCCCAGUGGUUGACAAUUUCGUGCUGCCAUUGCUCAAAAGUGAAUGCUGCACUGCAGCUCCAAUUUAUCUGCAGCUGCAGCUGUAUCUGUGCCUCGGGAAGGUCAUUUGUAACCCUAACUAAACAAAUUUGAAAGCUGCUGGCCCGGCGUAUCAGGUGUGGUCAGGUUCUGGCGAUGGCCCUUUUUCCCCUGCCAUUAUAAAAUGGCUAGUGGGCGUUGGAGGUGGCAUCAGUUCGCCAUCGGCAGCAAGCGGCAAACAGCAGCAGCAGCCAAACAAAUAACCAGCAAUAACCAGCAGCCAACUAGUCGAAUACUUAACGUCAGCAGCCAUGAAACGGACAUACUUGUUGCUCUGCCUGAGUCUCCUAACCUGCAAUGUGGCCAACUCGGCGUUCCUGCGUCCCAUCGAUUUCAGCCAGCUGGUCAAGUCCUCCAGCCUCCAGCAGCAGCAGCAGCAGCAACUGCGUGGAGAUCUGAACCGAGAUGAUGGCAACGAUGACGACGAUGAUGCCACCACCUUGGCACCCAAUUCCAGCGAGGACUACGACAGUCGUCCGCAGUACAGCUUCGCCUACGAUGUGAGGGACUCGCUCACCGGCGACGACAAGCGGCAGGAGGAGAAGCGCGACGGCGACCUGGUCAAGGGCCAGUACUCCCUGAUCGAACCCGAUGGCACCCGUCGCAUUGUGGAGUACACGGCCGACGAUGUGAGUGGCUUCAACGCCAUUGUCUCCAAGCAGCGUCUGGAUGAGCAGCAGCAGCAAAGACUCUCCUCCUCCAGUUCGUCCCGUUUCAACAGCCUCGAGGAACUGCAGACCCGUCUCACUGCCCAGGCCAUCGCGGAAGCCCAAUCCCUGGCAGAGGCUCAGCAGGCCAGCCAACUGCAGCUGGAGGCGCAGAGUCGUCGCGAAUCGGAGAACCAGGCACGCAACCAGGCCCAGCAGCUCAUGGAGCAGUUCCAGCAGCAGGUGCAGCAGCAGGAGCAGCAGCGUCUGCAGCAGGAGCAGCAACUGAGGGAUCUGCAGCGCCUCCAGGAGCAGCGCGAUCGCGAGGAGCGGGAUCGUGAGCAGCGCGAGCGGGAGCAGCGGGAGCGGGAACAGCGCGAGCGCCAGCAGCGGGAACAGGAACUCCGGGAUCGGGAGCUGCGCGAGCGUGAGCUCCGUGAUCGUGAACUCCGGGAGCGGGAUCAGCGGGAACAGCGGGAGCAGCGGGAUCGGGAGCAGCGUGACCGCGAGGAUCGCCGCCAGCAAGCGGAGCGUCGUCAGAGCCAGAACCAGCGAUUGCUCGACCAGCAGACCCUGCUGCUGGCCCAAAGCCUGCCCAGCAUUCAGGCCACCGUGGUCUCCCAUCCGCCCACUCUGCUCGCCUCCCGUCUGCCCGCCGCCGCCACCAGCACCAGCUCCUCGAGGACCACCACUCUGCUGACCAGGGAACGCGACCUGGAGGCCUGGCGCCAGUUGCCCAACGCCCGCAUCACCAUCGAUCGCAGUGCCCAGCCGCUGAUCCUCAGUCAGCCCUCCAGUGCCACCGUCCAGGCGCAGCUGAUCAGUUCGCCGCUGCUGUUGGAGUCCGGCAACCUCAACGGAUUGAUAACCACCCGGCUGAAUGGCAAUGCCGCCCGAGCUGGAGCUGCUUUGAGUUGGUCCAAUGGACGCCGCCUGCUGAACAACGAUCUCUGGCAGCUGGACAGACUGGAUGACCGCUCGGAGGGUCGGCGGGAGAGCGAGGAGCUGCGUUCCAACAGCGCCGAACGGCGCUCGAAGAACUGGUAAAUCCUGCAGAAAGGCGCAGAUGAAUCCACCCAUCUUCAACUGAACUCAUACGAAACUCCAACCAGCGACCUCAGCGAUCUGCCAACCGGACCACGAAUAUGUUUAGACCAUAAGUUCUAGAUCGAAUCCUGUGUUCACCUAGCCUAGAGUCGGGGAUUUGGUUAUACUCUCAGCUUCUCGUCCCUUCGCCCUUCUCUAAUGCAUACAGCAAACUCUGCCAAGAAACUAACACAAGCUCUAACGGUCUCCAACCCGCUAACUUUAGUACUAAGUUUAAUUGUUUUUGUGUUACUCGAUAGUUAGUCAACUGCAUCAAUGUGAAAAUGUAAAAAAAAAUA
Drosophila teissieri is the source of this 2165-nucleotide messenger RNA. Its product is annotated as trichohyalin. The transcript has 2 exons. Bases 385 to 1827 code for a protein of 480 amino acids. Lineage: Eukaryota; Metazoa; Arthropoda; Insecta; Diptera; Drosophilidae. Gene Ontology annotation, cellular component: extracellular matrix. The record is from RefSeq and is a predicted model, not a curated record.